Messenger RNA from Capsella rubella, 1616 nucleotides. RefSeq names its product beta-glucuronosyltransferase GlcAT14B. Bases 138 to 1448 code for a protein of 436 amino acids. The record is from RefSeq and is a predicted model, not a curated record. Lineage: Eukaryota; Viridiplantae; Streptophyta; Magnoliopsida; Brassicales; Brassicaceae. The transcript is spliced from 4 exons. Gene Ontology annotation, cellular component: membrane. Gene Ontology annotation, molecular function: glucuronosyltransferase activity.
AAACAAAAACACACCAAUUCUUCAUCUUCUCCAUUUCGUAAUUCGUACACUUCACUCCCAAGUCCCUCUCUACCCACCACAACCACUGAAACCAUCGAUCUUUGAGAGAUUCUGUAAUUGAUGAAAUAGCUUCGAAGAUGAAGAAGUUAAAGAGCUAUUAUAUGCAAGUUCGUCACCAGCAACAAUCUCUAGACCGGAGAUGGAUUCUUCCAUUAGCGAUUGGAUCCAUUUGUUCUCUCUUUCUCUUAUUGCUCACGAACUUAGCUUCUUCUUCUAGUCAAACUCGUUUGAUUCCUUUCUCUGUCUACGGCUUUAGAUCCUCCUCCGUCUUCGUCGAAUCCAAGAUCAAUCCAUUAUCCGUUUCAGUUUCCGUCUCCGUCUCUCCUCCGCCGCCGCCACGUCUCGCUUACCUCAUCUCCGGUUCUUCCGGAGAUGGCCAGAUGCUCAAACGGACUUUAAUGGCGCUUUACCACCCGAACAACCAGUACGUUGUUCAUCUCGAUCGGGAAUCUUCACCGGCGGAACGAUUGGAUCUCAGUGGUUUUGUGGCGAAUCAAACUCUGUUUCAGAGAUUUCAAAAUGUUCGAAUGAUUGUUAAGGCUAAUUUCGUUACUUAUCGUGGUCCGACUAUGGUGGCUAAUACGCUUCACGCUGCGGCGAUUUUGCUUCGUGAAGGUGGAGAUUGGGAUUGGUUUAUCAAUCUCAGUGCUUCUGAUUAUCCUCUCGUAACUCAAGAUGAUCUGUUGCAUACGUUUUCGUAUCUGCCUCGGGAUCUCAAUUUCAUCGAUCAUACGAGCAACAUUGGCUGGAAAGAGUCUCAUCGAGCAAAGCCGAUAAUUAUUGAUCCUGGUUUGUAUAUGUCAAAGAAAGCAGAUGUUUUCUGGGUUUCACAGAAGAGAAGUAUGCCUACAGCUUUCAAACUCUUCACAGGAUCUGCGUGGAUGAUGUUGUCUAGACCAUUUGUCGAUUAUUUCAUAUGGGGAUGGGACAAUCUUCCACGAAUCAUGUUAAUGUACUAUUCAAACUUCCUCUCCUCACCAGAAGGCUACUUCCACACCGUGAUCUGCAACGCUCGAGAGUUUACCAACACAACAGUAAACAGUGACCUGCAUUUCAUCUCAUGGGACAAUCCUCCGAAGCAACAUCCUCACCAUCUCACACUCGAUGAUUUCCAGAGAAUGGUGGACAGUAACGCUCCUUUCGCUAGAAAAUUCCGUAGAGAUGAGCCUGUUCUCGAUAAGAUUGAUUCGGAACUCUUGUCGCGGAGUCACGGGAUGGUCACUCCGGGUGGUUGGUGUAUUGGUACGAGGGUAAACGGGAGCGAUCCGUGUGCGGAGAUUGGUGAUACUUCGGUCAUUAAACCUGGUCUUGGAGCUAAACGGGUCGAGAAACUCGUAACCUAUUUGUUAUCAACAGAGAAUUUCAGACCACGGCAAUGCAGGAGGUAAUGGCAAAUUAGAAUUUGUCUGGCUACGUGGUUUUCUGACACAAAUGAAGUGUGUGAUGAUGAACCAAUACUCUGAUGGUUGUAUAGAUAGAUCUUUUUGUAAUUUCUUACUUCCGGGAAAGUGACGAAAUUUUCAUGAAGAAAAUUUGAUUAUUGAAUUUGUUUUCUA